CGAGUUUCCUCUUUCACCAUAUAAAUUACAAGCACACAACCCGUCAUUUGCUCCAUCUAGAUCCCACUCCUCUAGAUCUCCCCUUCUUUCUCUGUGUAAAAAUGGCAAAAUUUGUUUUCAUUUUGCUUGCUUUCUCCUUCACGUACACUUCUGUUCUUCUUGCUGCUCAUCCUCCAACUCCUGUUGAAGGUCUCUUACCAAAUGGAAACUUCGAAGAACCACCGAAGUCAAACAACAUUAAUAAAACAUUCCUGCUAGGCAAAAACGCAUUACCCAAAUGGGAGAUCAGCGGCCAAGUGGAGUACAUGCAGGGCGGACCUCAGCCUGACGGGAGGUACAUAGCCGUCGCCCAAGGCAUCCACGCCGUCAAACUGGGGAAUGAAGCUAAUAUCUCUCAAACGAUACCCGUGAAGGCUGGAUCUCUGUAUGCCAUAACGUUCGGUGCUUCAAGAACUUGUGCACAGCAGCAGGUGUUGAGAGUGUCUGUGCCACCACAGUCGGGGGAUCUUCCGCUCAAGACUUUGUAUUGCACUGACGGUGGCGAUGUGUAUGCUUAUGGUUUUAGAGCAAAUUCAAGCACCGUGAGGUUAACCUUCCAUAACCCUGGGGUAGAAGAAGAUCCUAAAUGUGGGCCAAUCAUUGAUUCCGUCGCCAUCAAAGAACUCUUCCCUCCAAGACCUACACGACUUAAUAUCGUGAAAAAUGGUGGAUUCGAGGAAGGUCCUCGUUUAUUAUUCAACUCUUCCAAUGGCGUCCUUCUUCCUCCUCAACAACAAGACAUCACAUCUCCUCUCCCUGGGUGGAUCAUCGAGUCUUUAAAAGCUGUUAAAUUUAUCGACUCCAAGCAUUACAACGUUCCACACGGUGACUCAGCCAUUGAGCUGGUUGCCGGGAGAGAAAGCGCUGUCACACAAAUCAUCAGAACCAUCCCUAACAAACUGUAUAUCCUAACAUUCUCCAUUGGAGAUGCCAAGGACUUUUGCGUUGGAGAUAUGAUGGUUGAAGCAUUUGCUGCCAAAGACACCCUGAAAGUACCAUUCAAAUCGGAAGGGAAGGGGAAGUGGAAGACAGUUACCAUGAAAUUUAAGGCAAUCUCUUCGAGAACCCGACUGAGCUUCCAUAGCUCGUAUUACCACACUAGGAUUGACGACACCGUAUCCCUUUGUGGCCCUGUGAUCGAUGACGUUCGCGUGCUGUCUGUCAAGGAUGCAGCCAAAAUUUAAUAGGACUUAAACCGUAAUAUAAGGUAUUAAGGUAUUUAUAUACGGAUAACAAUGAUGAAGUCUAUGAAUUUGAAAAAAUUUUGAGAAAGAAAAAUGUGUUGAAAUAGAAAGUACAUUGAUUUUUGUGGGUU
Lactuca virosa is the source of this 1354-nucleotide messenger RNA. The record is from the annotation of a GenBank genome assembly. NCBI's taxonomy places the organism in Eukaryota, Viridiplantae, Streptophyta, Magnoliopsida, Asterales, Asteraceae.